UCCACUCACUCAAUUAUGAGUAACAAAUUUUCUCUCCUCAAACUUGGCACCACACCGACAAAUUUGGAUACAGAGAGAGUGAUGGAAGCUAACUGGUACUCCAUACCUCUCAUCAUAAUCUCUCUUCUCCUAUUCUUCUUCAAGCUCCUCACAGAAAAACAAGAAAGAUACAAGAAUUUACCCCCAAGUCCUCCUGGGCUUCCCAUCAUAGGCCAUCUUCAUCUACUGAAAGGGCCACUGCACCAAACUCUUCAAGCUUGUUCAGACAAGUAUGGCCCAAUCGCCCUCCUCCGGUUCGGACCCAGAAAGGUCAUCCUGGUCACCUCGCCUUCUGCCGUCAAAGAAUGUUUCACGAAAAAUGAUAUCAUAUUCGCCAACCGGCCGCCUAGCCUCUCCGGAAAAUACCUUUGGCGCAACUACACCAGUAUGGGUUCAGCCCCAUAUGGUGACCUUUGGCGCAACCUCAGGCGUAUUACAACUUUGGAGAUUUUGUCAACUACUCGCCUAGAGAGGACAACUAGUAUACGAGGAGAGGAAGUGAAGUUCUUUGUGAAUCAACUCAUGAAUAAUUGUGGUGGUGGUGAGUAUAGUAAGGUGAACUUGAAUUCCAAGUUUUUUGAGCUCUCAUUUAAUGUUAUGACCAUGAUGAUCAUGGGGAAGAGGUUCUAUGGAGAAAGCGUGGACAAUGUUGGGGAGGCCAAGCUCUUUCAGAAAUUGAUAAGAGAGCACUUUGAACUUGUCAAGAAAUCAAAUCCAGCAGACCUUUUUCCGGUUUUGCAGUGGGUGGAUUUGUUUGGGACGGCGAAGAAAAUGAUAGCCACGGCAGAGAGGAUGGACAAGUUUUUGCAGAAACUAGUUGAUGAGCAUAAAAAAACCAGUGCAUCAACAAAAGUGAAGACACUAAUCCACAAUUUGCUGUCUUUGCAAGAAACAGAACCUGGGUUCUAUACCAACAGCAUUAUAAAUGGGAUGAUAAUGGUAUUGCUAAUUGCUGGGACUGAGACUUCAUCAACUACUUUGGAAUGGGCAAUGUCACUACUCCUCAACCAUCCAGAUGCAAUGACAAAAGUUAAAGAAGAGAUUGAUGCUCACGUUGGACAGGAUCGCCUCAUAGAUGAACAAGAUUUGCCCAAGCUAGAUUACCUAUCAAAUGUAGUGAAUGAAGCACUUCGAUUAUAUGCACCCGUCCCACUUCUAUUGCCACAUGAAGCAUCUGAGGAUUGUACAGUGGGGGGUUAUGAUGUCCCACAAGGCACGACGUUAAUGGUAAAUGCAUUGGCCAUUCAUAGAGACCCCAAGCUAUGGGAAAAUCCAACAAAAUUCAUGCCAGAGAGGUUUCAAGCGGAGAGUGCUGGAGAUGGGUAUAGGCUGAUUCCAUUUGGCAGUGGAAGACAUGGUUGUCCCGGGGCUAGCCUAGCAAAAAGGAUGGUUGGGCUAGCACUAGGAGCCUUGAUUCAGUCAUUUGAAUGGAAGACAGUUAAUGAAGAGCAGGUGGAUAUGACAGAAAGUCCUGGCAUCACCAUGCCAAAGUUGAAGCCCUUGGAGGCCAUUUGUAAGCCGCGUCUAUCCAUGCGCAAACAUUGUCUUGUAUGAUGCCUUUUCAUUCUGUUUUGCUAUAGACAUAAAAGAAUAAAUCACAAGAAGUUACAACCUAGUUGGGAUUGUAGAGUGAUAGCUAUGAUACUUUUUGCACUUCCCUCCUUUAUUGAUAUAAGUUGAUGUUUGUAUUUGUUUGUUUUUCAUCAAUAUAAAGUUUCCAUUCUUCUU
Camellia sinensis is the source of this 1767-nucleotide messenger RNA. Its product is annotated as cytochrome P450 81Q32. The record is from RefSeq and is a predicted model, not a curated record. Gene Ontology annotation, molecular function: monooxygenase activity; oxidoreductase activity, acting on paired donors, with incorporation or reduction of molecular oxygen; iron ion binding. Lineage: Eukaryota; Viridiplantae; Streptophyta; Magnoliopsida; Ericales; Theaceae.